AUGAUAGGAUCGAAUAAUGAUUUAAAUGAAUGCCUAUCAAAUAAAAAUAAAGGAUGGAAUUUUUUAUAUGAGACAAUAGUAAAGGCUUCAUCAAAUGCAUCAAUGAAAUAUGAAAAUACAUUAAUAAAUAAGGAUCUACCAGAUUUACAAUCUUUUAACCGUUUUAGUUUUACAUUAUCAUCAACUGGAAAUAUACCUAGAGAAGAACUAGAAGUUGCUCAGAAAUUGUUAAAAAUUUGUAAUUUAAGAGAUGAGUAUAUAAAAAAUUUUACUGAUAUUGAUACAUCAGUGAUUGAAGAUGCGGUAGUAUCAGAAUGUUACAAAAAAAAACAUCCAGAUCAAUUUGAAUCUGCUGAGCCUAUUUAUAAUCCUUAUAAUGUUACCAUUUUAAAAAAAUGUAAUGCUUUUAUUAAUUUUGUUGAUGGUAUUUUUUUUGUUCAUUGGGAUCCAGAUAUUGACCAAGGACCUAUAAGUAAAGAAGAAUGCAAUGAAUCAAAUAAAUUAAAAGGACAUAAAUCUAUAAAAUCAACUGAAGAAUAUUUAUCAUCUAUUCAAUUAAUAAUGGUAGCUGUACAGGAUCCCGCAUGUAAAAGUUUUUGUUAUCAGAGAUUAAAGUACUUAGAACAAAAAUUUGAUUUUCAUAUUAUGUUUAAUGGAUCUUUAGAAUUAGGAGAGGCAAAAAAUAUAAAACAUCGUGAUUUUUAUAAUAUAAGAAAAGUAGAUACACAUGUUCAUCAUUCUGCAUGUAUGCAACAAAAAGUAUUAUUAAGAUUUAUAAGAGAAAAGUAUAAAACAGAACCAAAUACAAUAGUUUAUGUAAAUGAAGAAGGAGAAAAAAUGACUUUAAAACAAAUUUUUGAUAAAGAGUUAAAAAGUUCCGCUUAUGAAGCCACAGUUGAUAGUUUAGCAGUUAAUGCAUUAGGAAAUUGUUUUCAUAGAUUUGAUCUAUUUAAUCAAAAAUAUAAUCCAUUUGGUCAAAAGUUAUUAAGAGAUAUUUUUUUAAAAACAGACAAUUAUAUAGAAGGUAGAUAUUUAGCAGAAAUUACAAAACAAGAAAUAGAAAAAUUAGAGAAUUCUAAAUAUCAACAUGUAGAAUGGCGUAUAUCUAUUUAUGGUAAAAAUAAAAAUGAAUGGUUGAAAUUAGCAAAGUGGGUUUUAGUUAAUAAAUUAAGUAGUAUAAGAGUACGAUGGGUUAUUCAAGUACCAAGAUUAUAUCAUAUAUAUAAAAAAAUGAAAUUAAUUAAUACAUUUGGUGAUUUUUUAAGAAAUGUUUUUGAACCAUGUUUUGAAGCAGUAAAAAAUCCAGAAGAAAACAAAGAAAUUUUUACUUUUUUACAUCAAGUAGUUGCAUGGGAUAGUGUGGAUGAUGAAUCUGUUGUUUCAAAAUAUACAGUGAAAGGGGGUGAAUUACCAACACCUGAUAAUUAUACUAGUGAUAAUAAUCCACCUUAUUCUUAUUACGCAUAUUAUAUGUAUGCAAAUAUUAGAACAUUAAAUGAAUUUAUGGUUCUCAGAAAAUUAAGACCAUUGGCAUUCAGACCGCAUUGUGGUGAAACAGGAAACAUAAGUCAUUUAGCCACUAUGUUUUUAUUAGCUGAUAAAAUAAAUCAUGGAAUAAAUUUAAGAAAAUCUCCUGUUUUAUUAUACUUAUAUUAUCUAAAGCAGAUUGGAUUAGCAAUUUCUCCUUUAUCAAAUAAUGCCUUAUUUUUGCAAAUAGAAAAAAAUCCUUUUAAAAACUUUUUUAAAAUAGGUUUGAAUGUAUCUUUAUCAACAGACGAUCCUUUAAUGUUUCAUUUCACAGAUGAACCAUUAUUAGAGGAAUAUUCUAUAUGUGCACAUAUGUGGAAGUUAAGUACUGUAGAUUUAAGUGAAAUUGCAAGAAAUUCAGUCAUUCAGAGUGGAUUUGAACCAGCUUUUAAAAAACAUUGGUUAGGGGUCCAUUUAGAUGAAUCUUUAAAUUUUCAUAAUAAUCCAGAAAAAACGAAUAUAGCUAAUACUAGAAUGAUAUAUAGGAAAAAUACAUUAGAAGAAGAAAAUAAGAACAUCAAGAGACUUGUUAAUUUUACAGAAAAAUUAUUAUAA
This is a messenger RNA of Plasmodium gallinaceum, 2082 nucleotides long. RefSeq names its product AMP deaminase, putative. Gene Ontology annotation, biological process: AMP metabolic process; IMP salvage. NCBI's taxonomy places the organism in Eukaryota, Apicomplexa, Aconoidasida, Haemosporida, Plasmodiidae. The transcript is spliced from 8 exons. Gene Ontology annotation, cellular component: cytosol. The coding region runs from base 1 to 2082 and encodes 693 amino acids. The record is from RefSeq and is a predicted model, not a curated record. Gene Ontology annotation, molecular function: AMP deaminase activity.